Molecule: messenger RNA, 1620 nt
Organism: Parastagonospora nodorum SN15
Lineage: Eukaryota; Fungi; Ascomycota; Dothideomycetes; Pleosporales; Phaeosphaeriaceae
Exons: 7
Coding region: 1-1620 (539 amino acids)
Biological process (GO): carbohydrate transport; transmembrane transport
Cellular component (GO): membrane
Molecular function (GO): carbohydrate:proton symporter activity
Source: RefSeq, a predicted model, not a curated record
AUGUUCGCACUGUCAAAGCCAUACUUUGGCAUGACCGGAAAAUGGCUCACUUUCUGGGUUACUGUCGCGUGCGCGACAGACAUGACACUCUUCGGCUACGACCAAGGUGUUUUCGGUGGUGUCAUCGUCACACCCGACUUCCUCGACCAACUUGAUCUCAACGGCAAAACGUCCUUGAUCAGCACCGUCACGGCAAUCUAUGACAUUGGUUGUUUUCUCGGCGCCAUUCUGGUUUGCGUUAUCGGCGAUCCUCUUGGAAGAAAGAACUGCAUCCUUUUGGGCACUACAAUCAUGAGUAUUGGGGCUAUCUUACAGAUUGCGUCUUUCGGUGUGCCAGAGAUGAUUGUGGGAAGAGUUAUCGCUGGGAUAGGCAACGGCAUCAACACAUCGACCGCACCGGUAUGGCAAGGCGAAACCUCCAAAGCGAGCUGGAGAGGCAAGCUCAUCGUCAUCGAAAUGAUUAUGAAUAUCGCCGGUUUCUCAAUGUCGAAUUGGGUCACCUAUGGCUUCUCUUUCCUUGGAGGAAGUGUUGCAUGGCGUGUACCACUCGCCUUCCAGUUCCUUUUCAUCAUCAUCCUAUUCGCAACUGUCCCAUGGCUUCCAGAGUCGCCACGAUGGCUCAUGAUGAAGGGCCGCGUCGAUGAGGCAGAAAAGAUCCUGGCAGACCUUGAGGCGACCGACGUCACGGAUCCGUUCAUCAUUGCACAAUCAAAGGACAUCCAGUGGGCAGUUCAGUACGAAAAAGACCACGCGAUUCGAUGGCGCGAUCUCCUCCGCGGUAGGACCGGGGACCAAGCGGGCACGCACACCAUCAGGAGAAUGCUGCUUGGUAUGGGCACGCAAGCCAUGCAGCAAUUGUCAGGCAUCAAUGUGACAAGUUAUUACUUGCCCACGGUGCUCAUCGUUUCAGUUGGUCUGACGAACAACAUGGCUCGACUUCUGGCUGCAUGUAACUCCGUGUCUUACCUCCUCUUCUCGCUUAUCGGUAUUCCGAAUGUCGAGCGUUGGGGACGACGAAAGAUGAUGAUGUAUGCAGCAGCCGGUCAAUUCUUCUGCUACUGCAUCAUCACCAUCUGCAUUCGAUACAACGAGAUGUCAUCUCUAGCAGAAACUACCCAGCAAAUGUGGGCGAAGGCUUCGAUUGCUUUCUUCUUCUUGUACUAUGUGUUCUUUGGCAUCGGAUGGCAGGGCGUGCCCUGGCUGUACCCCACGGAAAUCAACAGCAUGGCAAUGCGGACGAAGGGCGCCGCCCUCGGAACGGCGACAAACUGGAUAUUCAACUUCAUGGUCGUCGAGAUCACGCCGCCCGGUAUCGAGAGCCUCCAUUGGAAAUUCUACAUCAUCUGGUGUGUUUUCAACUUUUCGUUUAUUCCGAUAGGUCGCACACUCGAAGACAUCGAUCGCAUAUUCGUCGGGCAUGCACCACUACUCAUCUUCCGCGACAAAGAAGCCAUCGCGGAGAAGCGCCCGGAACGUUUUAUUCAAUUGGAGAACGAAGAAGUGAGGAGACAUAGUAGUGUGGUGGCGGCGCAUGUGCAGCUUGCAAAUGAGAAUUAUCGACACAGUGUGCAUGAAGACGAGAAGAAGAGCAGCGGUGAGCAUAGGAAAGAGAACGUUUGA